Molecule: messenger RNA, 3621 nt
Organism: Hypomesus transpacificus
Lineage: Eukaryota; Metazoa; Chordata; Actinopteri; Osmeriformes; Osmeridae
Product: heterogeneous nuclear ribonucleoprotein L-like
Exons: 13
Coding region: 206-1852 (548 amino acids)
Biological process (GO): mRNA processing; regulation of RNA splicing
Cellular component (GO): nucleus
Molecular function (GO): mRNA binding
Source: RefSeq, a predicted model, not a curated record
CUUCACUGUAGGACAGAAAUCUGUGGCAACUGGCAAGUGCAAGCCACAGAACAGAUCGGCGGAGGAAAGCGCUACGUAGUCUGCUGAUACGCACAGGUUAGAUUGAUGUAAGACAUUACGCGACAAAAAUAUCGACCAGGAUCUUUCGAAGGCUCACAACCUGCCCAAGAUUUGUUUGAUAAUAUUUGUCUGCCUGUAGUGAACAAUGUCGCUUGUUGAAGAACAUGAGGAAGGCGAGUAUGAAAGGGCGCCGAAGCGAAUGAAGACGGGGUUGGAGGAUGGCGAGGAGCUUGAGGAGGGAGAAGACUCCGACUCGGAGUCUGUGGGGUUGCCGGGUGAUGAGGAUAUAUCCGGUCUGAGUGGGGAGAAACGGGCCCGAUGGACCGCAACUAAAUUCGGAGCUGGACGACGGGAUAAUGGAGAGGAGUCCCACAGGAUUGCCCCGUCUCCGGUCGUCCACGUCAGAGGGCUGUGUGAGGCUGUGGUGGAGGCUGACCUGGUGGAGGCCCUGGAGAAGUUUGGACCCAUAUGCUACGUGAUGAUGAUGCCCUUCAAGCGCCAGGCUCUGGUGGAGUUUGAGGGAGGGGAGAGUGCUGACCGCUGCGUCUCCUGUGGGGCCAGUGAGGCAGUGUACAUCGCUGGCCAGCAGGCCUACUUCAAUUACUCCACCAGCAAGAGGAUCACCAGACCCACCAACUCUGACAACCCCAACAGUGGCAACAAGGUCUUGCUGCUCUCCAUACAGAACCCCCUCUAUCCAAUCACCACGGAUGUGCUCUACACGGUGUGUAACCCAAUUGGCAGCGUGCUGCGCAUCGUCAUCUUCAAACGCAAUGGCAUCCAGGCCAUGGUGGAGUUUGAGUCCAUCCAAUGUGCUCAGAAAGCCAAGGCCGCUCUUAACGGAGCAGACAUCUAUGCUGGCUGCUGCACCCUGAAGAUUGAAUACGCGAGGCCGACACGUUUGAACGUGAUCCGUAACGAUAACGAGAGCUGGGACUACACCAAACCGUACCUGGUACGAAGAGACCGUGGGAAGGGGAGACAGAGACAAGCCAUUUUAGGAGAACAUCCAUCAUCGUAUGGGGAUAAUGGUUAUGGCCCACACUGCCCCCUGCUGCCUCUGCCUGGCAACAGCAGGUACAAGCUCAACUCCUCCCACGACAUCCCAGAGGUCGUAUCCUACCCUCUGCCCCAGAGCUCCUCCUACAUCAGCCACAACCCCAGCUCUGUCGCCAUGGUGAGCGGGCUGCAUCCCGCCAAGAUGAACUGCACUCGCAUCUUCAAUCUCUUCUGUCUCUAUGGUAACAUUGAAAAGGUGAAGUUCAUGAAAAGCGUUCACGGCACAGCCCUGGUGGAGAUGGGUGAUGAGUAUGCCGUGGACAGAGCCAUCACACACCUCAACAGCAUCAAGGUGUUUGGCAAGAGGCUCAACGUCUGUGUGUCCAAGCAGCACGCGGUCAUCCCCAGCCAGGUGUUUGAGCUGGAGGACGGCAGCAGCAGCUACAAGGACUUUGCCAUGACGCGCAACAACCGCUUCACCAGUGUCGGCCAGGCGUCCAAGAACAUCAUCCAGCCGCCCUCCUGUGUGCUGCAUUACUACAACGUCCCGCCCUGCAUCUCAGAGGAGCAGCUGCUCAGGUUAUGCUCGGAGCACGACACGCCUGGUUUUGUCAAGUUCAAGAUGUUUGAUGCCAAGCCCUCUUCCAAAACCAUCUCGGGGUUGUUGGAGUUUGACUCUAAGACUCAGGCGGUUGAGGUCUUGACCGUGCUCAACCACUACCAGAUCAGAAUACCUAAUGGCUCCAACCCUUACACCCUGAAGUUGUGCUUCUCCACCUCCUCUCACCUCUGAGCUUACAGCGCCACCCAUGGGGAGACCACAUGACCGAGCCUCGGCCUGGAGAAUGAUGGAAGGAGGGAUGGAGAUAGAGAGGGAGAGAGAGAGAGAAAGAGAGAAUGAAACGAAAGUUAGUUUGAGAGAAAGAUAGAUGAAAAGAAACUGAAAGAGCAAAUGCAGGAAAUUGAUAUAGGAUGAGAGAGGUCGGAAGUGUCAAGGACAGAGCUUUGGGCCACCAAGACACUGAGAAAACAUCUAUUCCCAAACUCAGCACCUUUGCCACAAAGAGAAAAAAAACUGAACUGAAACACACAAGUGUGAAACACUUGGAGUUCUCUUUUUAUUCGUCGUAUAUUUUAGCCUUUUUCAGUUCCCUCCAUUUUGUUUUCUCUGGUUUACAGAGAACCAAUCGGAAUUAAGAACAGAGAUGAGACGCCCACACCUGACUAUGUGGGUGUGCUCUCCUCCUCAGCAUUCCAUGCGGCCGAGCGUGAUAAGCAGGUGACCUCUGUAAAGACUGCAAUUGAACAGCCUUAGUUGGCGUUGAUGGUGAACCCAUGGUGUCAUCCCUGAGGCCUGUUCAAGGUGUCUACCACACAGACUGACAGCUGAGCAGAAGACACUCAGGUGGUUAUUCAGAUUAUCUAUGUGUCAAUAUUGACUUACUGUUAUAUGUAAAUGUGUAUAGAAUGUCAAUGAAAUCUCUACUACGUGUGCCGGGGGGGCGUGUUAUUGAUUUUGUUUUGGGAUGAUAAAUUGACAUUUAAUGGCCUGUUUUUGAAGGGAUGGUUGAACAUGUCCCCUAAGCCUCAGAGCUAGGUCACAUUUUGACAUUACCACUAAUGGUCACAAUCAAAGUUUAGAAAUCAGACACUAGGUCGGGGCUUAUAGCUGCAACUUCAACCAUUGAGGCACUGUUUUAAUGUUUACACACUAUAAGCCCACUUUGUGUAAGUCAUUGUGUUUGGGGUAGUGGGGGGGGUGGGGGUUAAUGUUAAUGCUACAGGGUUUAGUCUGUGAUGUCAUGGCCAGCCUACACUCUGUCAGUCAGUGUCUGUAGAUUUGCACAUUUAUACUGUUUUAGUCUUCUAAGCUAAACAGAGGUCCAACAAUAUGACAGUAAGCAAAGCCACCUAGAGCUGUAGUUCCCUGCUUGAAUCAGUGAGACUGCAAAUAUUUAAUCACUAAGCCCCAGUCCUUCAACUACAAUAGCAGCAAUAUCACAGAUGUACAGUAGAGUUUCUGAGCCUUUCAUAGAACUAAAAAGCUUUUCAAAGCACUUUUCAUUAAGGUUACAUAAACGACCACGUGACAACAAAGCAAUACCUAUAGGAAAAAAAACAUUGGUACAUAGCAAUUGCUAUGUGAUUAAAUGGUAUCAAGUGUUGCGGCAUUGGUUAUCACAAAAGUGUAAGAAGACAAUUACCAUGAGUGGAACUAAUCAUCAGUUCCUAUGUAACUACGUUGUGUUCACCGCUAUGUAACUUGGUAGGUAAUGUAACCUUGAUGUUGCUCCUAUUUCUUUUCACAAAAUAAACACUGCAAGCCAUUCAUUCAGACAAAUCAGUCAUAAAAGGUUAUUACAUUAAAAAUCCUGUAUAUGAAUUUAAAUGGUUUGUUAUAUAGUUCAAGGUACUAACUCACAUACUGAUAUACAUAGGUCUUCAAAUGGUUCUCAUAGUCUAACCUCUCUACAAGUACAGUAUGUGAUAGUAGGACCAUACAUGGGGAUCAAGAAAUGUUGAUGUUGAGUGUGACUUUCAUUAAACAAUCAGCAGUCUCCA